AACAACCUGGACAACCAGUUACCGCUCGAUGGAAUGACGGACUUCCGGCUACCACCGACGACUAUGAAUCUUUGGGCGACCACCGACGAUAAUACUUCAAUGAUGGAAGCUUUUAUGUCUUCCGAUCUGUCGCCGUUUUGGCCGCCCCCACCGUCACUGCUACCAGCACCGCCACAAUCUUCUGCAGCUUCAACAACAACGAAUACAAUUGACCCGACAAAGAGUUUGAUCCAAUCUCAACCGUCCGCUCCUUUCUUCAACCAAGAGUCCCUUCAACAGCGCCUUCAAGCCCUAAUUGAUGGCUCUCGAGAGAGCUGGACCUACGCUAUAUUCUGGCAAGCUUCGGCCGGUGAUUACGCGGGUCCAUCGUUGUUAGGGUGGGGUGACGGAUACUACAAAGGGGAAGAAGAUAAAGGAAAGCGCAAAACGGCGUCGUCUGUAACCUCGGCUGCUGAACAAGAGCAUCGGAAAAAGGUCCUCCGUGAGCUCAAUUCUCUUAUUUCCGGUCAACAAGCCUCCCCUGACGAAGCCGUCGAUGAAGAAGUGACAGACACGGAGUGGUUUUUCUUGGUUUCGAUGACUCAGUCGUUCGUUAAUGGAAAUGGACUUCCAGGCCAGGCCUGCUUCAAUUCGGCUCCGGUUUGGGUCGCCGGAGCGGAAAGACUCGCGACGUCUAACUGCGAGCGAGCCCGUCAAGCUCAAGGGUUUGGCUUACAAACCUUGGUCUGUAUACCAUGCUCAAAUGGUGUGGUGGAGCUGGGUUCAACUGAAUUGAAGUUUCAGAGCUCGGAUCUUAUGAAUAAGGUUAGGGUUUUGUUCAAUUACAAGAGUAUAGAGAUGGGCUCGGGAUCUGGCUCAGGGUCAGGCUCGUGGGCUUUGCCGACUGAUCAUGGCGAGAAUGAUCCGUCGGCGCUUUGGCUUACCGAUCCUUCGCCGCCGGCUAAGGAGUCUAUUGAUACUGCUCCGGCGAAUUCAAUUCCUUCGAGUAAUCUGUUAGUGUCCAAGCAAACAGUGUUUGAAAAUCCUAGUUCGAGUACGUUGACUGAAACUCCUAGUUCAAUUCAUGUUCACAGUCACCCUCCACAGCACCAAAGCCAAGCACAGGGGUUUUUCACCAGGGAAUUGAAUUUCUUUGAAUCUGGGUUUGAUGGAAAUAGCAUUAGAAAUGUGAAUUCACUUUCGUGCAAGCCCGAAUCGGGGGAGAUAUUGAAUUUUGGGGAGAGGAAGAGAAGUUCAAGUAAUGGAAAUGGAAAUUUGUUUUCGGGUCAAUUGCAAUUUGGGGCUGCAGAGGAGAACAAAAAGAAGAGAUCUCCCACCUCGAGGGAGAGUAAUGAAGAGGGUAUGCUUUCCUUUACUUCGGGUGUGAUUUUGCCUUCUUCGGGUACCGUGAAGUCGAGUGGUGGUGUUGGUGGUGGAGAGUCAGAUCAGUCCGAUCUUGAGGCUUCGGUGGUGAAAGAGGUUGAUAGUAGUAGAGUGGUGGACACUGAAAAACGACCGAGAAAGAGGGGAAGGAAGCCUGCCAAUGGGAGAGAAGAGCCAUUGAAUCAUGUUGAGGCAGAGAGGCAGAGGAGAGAGAAGCUUAAUCAGAGGUUCUAUGCCCUCCGAGCUGUGGUUCCGAACGUGUCGAAAAUGGACAAGGCUUCACUUCUUGGUGAUGCUAUUGCCCAUAUCAAUGAGCUGAAAUCGAAACUUCAAAGUACGGAAUCAGAUAAAGAUGACUUGAGGAAUCUAGUGGAGUCAUUGAAGAAGGAAUUGUCUAGCAAAGAAUCGCGGUAUUCAGCUCCACCUCCACCAGAUCAGGAUUUGAAAAUGUCGAAUCAUCAUGGAAGCAAUAGGGUAGAUGUGGAUAUAGAUGUGAGGAUAAUUGGGUGGGACGCCAUGAUUCGAAUCCAAUGUAGUAAAAAGAACCACCCGGCAGCAAGGCUAAUGACAGCCCUUAAGGAGCUAGACCUAGAUGUGCACCAUGCCAGUGUUUCUGUAGUGAACGAAUUGAUGAUUCAGCAAGCCACGGUGAAGAUGGGGAGCCGGAUUUACACGCAAGAACAGCUUAAGAUAGCCUUAUCAUCCAGAGUUUCCGAAACAUGAUAAGCAUUGGGAUAGGGGGCUUGCACUUUACAAUAAGCUUCAAAGACUAGAUUGCUUUGUCAAUUGUGUUUUAAGACUGGGAAAUUUUGAGGCUCCCAGAAGUUAAAACUCUGUACAAUACUUCCUCCCUGCUCGGUCCUUUAGUAGUUUUUAGUAUAUCCCCGAGGUUGAGGCCAAUCUAGAUUGAAAGCCAGGUGAACACGGCUUUGAUAUUAUUUUUCGUGUUGAUCUUCUGUCUAGUUCGUGUCUAGUCGUGUAUACCUCUCGUGUAUAUAAGCAUAGAACCUGGUGAACUUAUCGGGUUCUUAGCCAUGUCAACUGAAGAUCAUAUGCUGCUUGUUAUGUAUCUAUGAUCUGCAUAUGUUUUAUGUACCUGUAUUGUCUGUCAAUUAGUGUUCUUGAUUGAUUUAAACCAUUUGAAGAAC
Messenger RNA from Ilex paraguariensis (yerba mate), 2510 nucleotides. NCBI's taxonomy places the organism in Eukaryota, Viridiplantae, Streptophyta, Magnoliopsida, Aquifoliales, Aquifoliaceae. The record is from the annotation of a GenBank genome assembly.